Drosophila virilis is the source of this 872-nucleotide messenger RNA. RefSeq lists its product as uncharacterized. The record is from RefSeq and is a predicted model, not a curated record. Lineage: Eukaryota; Metazoa; Arthropoda; Insecta; Diptera; Drosophilidae.
GUCGCCAUCUCGCCAACUGACAUGAUAAAUAAUUCAGCUGCAAUUGGUUUCGUAAAUAGCCAAGGCGGCAGCAACAACACAGCAGCAGCAGAGAAUGGCAACUGCAGCGGCAACAUUCACGCCAGCAACAUCAACGCCAGCAGCAGUCAAUUAUCGUCAGUAAUUGAGAAUUUAUCCAAUAAUAGCGACAUCGCGGCAUUGUCCUCCGCAUCAUUGUCAUCGUCAUCGGCAUCGGCAUCGACGUCGUUAUCGUCAUCGUCAUCGUCAUCGGCAUCGGCAUCGUCAUCAUUGCUGGCAACCUGCAGGUCGCAUGCCACGCAUAAAUCCUAUCCGCCAAUAAAUUCAGCAUAUUGGUUGCCAUCGUCGCAUCCAUCACCGUACACAGUGCCAGUGUGUCCUGGGAGCAGCAGCUGUCCAAAUUGCUCUGGCACCAACUUACAUGCACAUUACAAUCCCCUACACUACCUCGCUGGCGCACUUUGGCUCUGCCCCUCAUUGGUUGCCUUUAAAAUGGGGUAAUUAAAGCAAUUUAUUGGCCUCCAAAAUUGCCAAGCAGUUGUCAUUAAGUAAAUGGCCCAAAACAGCGCGCGAGACUUUUGUUGCCAAACAAGCUGAAACCGGGCAUGGGAUUUGCCUUCAAUUUGACUAAAUGAUGUUGCCAGGUAUCAGACUGCAUUGGCAUUUGAGACUUGAAGGGAAUAUCAAUCAAAUUGGAGUGCGCUUUUCAGAGGAUUUAAACAAACCAAUAAGCAACAAUAAAUGUUUGUAGGACUUGAAAGUGAAAACAUUUGAACAUUUGUCCCAAAAUAUUAAGAGUAGUUAGAAACAUUAAAAGCGAAUUUUAAAAACUUUUUUUUACAUAUAUUAGUGGA